AUGAUGGGCGAUAAGCCCGCCAUCAUAUCUGACGAUAUGAAUAUCACAGACAGUACUUCCCAACAUAUACGUAAUAAUACAACAUUCGCAAUUGUAUUUAACUCCAUUAACAAUAACAAACAAAUUGAGUACGUAACCGCUAUCAGUAAAAUUAUACCUGCAGAAUAUAUACAAUUUGUAUCACGUAUUUCAAAAAAUAGAUUCUGCAUAUUUUUCAAUAGUCAAGCCGCCAUGGAAAAUCUACUCAAAACCCACUCCUCAAUUUAUGUCAAUGAAAUAGAAAUCUCAAUUCGUAGACUUAUAAACGGGUCCAAAAGAACCAUUCUAUCCAAUGUUUACCCUAAUAUACCUAACCAACCUAUAUUAAACACUCUACAUGAAGCAGGAAUCAAAACCUCUUCCCAAAUUUCUCACAUGAAAGCUGGCUUUGCUACAGAACAAUUUUCGCAUAUAUUAAGCUUCAGAAGACAAGUAUACAUCAGUCAAGACAGCGUGUCUAAACUACCUAGCUCAAUCACAGUAACUGUUGAAAACACCACCUUCAGAAUAUUUAUCACCGACGACACUGUAACUUGUUUCCAAUGUCAUAAGACCGGGCAUUUUUCUAGCCAAUGCAAAAAUAUACCUGAACAAAUCAAUAUCCUUGAUAUAACCGAAACCCACAUGGAAACAAAAAAUGACGAACAAUCAGUCCCAAUUAAUGUAGAAGAAAAUGUAACCCCCUCGCCUCUUACUGUAAAUACUCAAAAUAUUGAUACCACUCAAAAUAAUGUUCCUCCAAUACCAAACAAUACAAAAAAUAAUGAAGAACCAACCUAUAUCGACCUACCAAAAAAACAUUCGCUAGUCGAAAAACUCAAAUCGUCAUCCAUCAAAAAUGUCAACACAACGCCUCCAACCACAAUUAAACGCCCAGCCCCGUCGACCUCGUCUCAACCACUAUCUCCAAAAUCUUUGCUCUCGACCAGCCCAUCUCCAAUAAUGAAGCCCCCCAACGCACCUGACGGAAAAACGCAGAUACCAAAAAACCUCAAAGGAAAUGUACAUAAAAAACCGAAAGUUAGAACCAGCACUAGUUCAAACGAUAGUUUCUAUUCUAAUAUUGAUGAAGGGUUGGACCCAACUGAAGAUCUGUUCAACUCUAAUCCUCAAAUGCCCUUAUCUCUCAAUCAAUUUAAAGAUUUCUUUGAAAAUUCACAAGGUUGCACUGACUUAGAGAGUUUAUGUACGGAGCACAAUACCAGUCCUGAAAUUAUAAUCGAAAUCAUUACAAACAUUUACCCCGCCGUAAAAAUGAAAAGUAUUAAAAAUCGUCUUACCAGACUAUCAAAAGCACUAGAAACAGUCCAAGUCUUCAAGUUCUGUCAGACCUCCAAUGCUAACAGUAAUGACGACGAAACUUACUAG
Molecule: messenger RNA, 1407 nt
Organism: Macrosiphum euphorbiae (potato aphid)
Lineage: Eukaryota; Metazoa; Arthropoda; Insecta; Hemiptera; Aphididae
Source: the annotation of a GenBank genome assembly